This is a messenger RNA of Ictalurus punctatus (channel catfish), 4018 nucleotides long. It is a transcript of the gene tnip2, whose product is annotated as TNFAIP3 interacting protein 2. Gene Ontology annotation, molecular function: K63-linked polyubiquitin modification-dependent protein binding. The record is from RefSeq and is a predicted model, not a curated record. Gene Ontology annotation, biological process: cellular response to lipopolysaccharide; regulation of transcription by RNA polymerase II. The transcript has 6 exons. Bases 606 to 1892 code for a protein of 428 amino acids. Lineage: Eukaryota; Metazoa; Chordata; Actinopteri; Siluriformes; Ictaluridae.
UCCAGUUUCACUGUUUAAUAUGAUUACACUGACAUUAACGUCUUAAAAUGCCAGUAAACUACAGACUAGUUCAACAGGAGCUUUCCUUAAAUCCAAAUCUCUCCAUUUUACACUUCAUGGCCAGAACACAACACAGCCGCGGCAUAAGUGUAAAAGUCUCCUCUGUGGAGUAACCCGCCUCGAACAGGGAACAGGAACUCGUGUCUGUAAAACACUCUGAAGUAAAGUCCAGAUAUCUGACUCGACAAUUAGCGGAAGACAUGUAGAUUCACCAGCGUAAAAAACCGAGCUGUCAUGUGUAAAAAUGUCCUCCACUGUUCGAGUAAAGUUGACGCGGAGUUGGUGUGAUGGCGCAGGGGGAAGUCCCUCAGGAAAUCCCCGCACGGCAAUCACCAUUUCCAGCGUCAAAAAACUCUGACCUUCUCAGCUUCUUCUAACACAGCCAUGAGCCCGUCGACACCGACCUGAGGAGAAAUAUCACACAUUCAUGGAGUAAAGUAAAGACAAACCCUGAAAACAGACUCUUCUUUUUUUAAAAACAAAACAAAAACAAAACAAAAAGAAAAAGAGGAAAGAAAGAAGAAAAAAAACGCGGACGUUUAAAGAUGGACGACGACGUUACGAAAUUGCGGAGUUACGCCACUUUGAACACUUUCUAUCACGAAACUCAGCAGGAGAUUGCCAAUUUAGGCACACAGAUAUUAACCCGAGACGGAAUUAUAGCUGAAUUAAAAGCCAGGUUGGUUAAAUAUGAGAGGACGUGUGUGAGAGUUGAGGGAGAAGAACCUUGUGUGGUUGGACCAUCCAAGUCUCUAGUGGAGACCUUGUGUAGAGAGAACAUCAAACUCAACCAGAAGCUUAAAGAGGCUGAAGUGGACUCAGCCCAGAAACUGGAAUCCUGCAAAAGAGAGAUCCAGAGCCUGCAGCAGAAGCUGAGGGAGAAGGAGCAGAUGCUGGAGUGGCCCGAGCACGAGAAGGAGCGCGAGAUCCAGCACCUGCGAGCCAGCCUGGCAGCACGCGACCGGGAGCAGGCCACCCGGGAUGUCCUGUGCAACUCUUUGGCUGACGAGGCAGAGCAGCUCAGAGGGCAGCUGGGAACCACGGUGCGAGUGUGUGAGGAGCUACUGGGGAAGCUGGAGAAGCAGAAGAAACUGCCGGCCAUUGCGGAGCGGAACACCCAGGUCAAUGAGGUGACCCAAUGCUCCGAGUUGGCUCGACUGAACGGCAUCAUCGAUAAGUUACAGGAUGAGAACCAGCAGCUGAAAAACAGAGUGGCAUAUGUGGAAAACCUGAACUCAAAGUGGCAGAAAUAUGACCUGAGCAGGGAGGAGUACGUCAGGGGCUUGUGUCAGAAGCUGAAGGAGUCCAGCGGUGGGACGUCGGCAGGAACCGUGACUCUGUACCAGCAGGAGAUCAACCGUCUCAACGGACUCCUGGAGGAGAAGAUGCUGGAGUGCGACAGGCUGAGCCGAGAGCGAGACGAUCGCGUACAGAGAAACAACGAGCGCAUACAGAUGCUUGAACAGCAGGUCCUGGCUUACGUCGAAGACUUUAAGUCGGAGAGAGCGGACAGGGAACGGGCUCAGAGCAAAAUCCUGGACCUGCAGGACGAAGUGGGGCGUCUGCAGCUGCAAAUCCGAGCGCAGAAUUCCAGAGAAGCCACUCCGACACGGCGGAUCCUCCCCAGCUUAAAGAAAGUAAGCCGUAAGCAGACCGAAACGGUCGAGCCGCUAUUGCGGAACAGUCCGCCGGACUCGAGCGCCAGGCGGCCGAACACUCAGCUCGCAGCGUCUGGCGCAUCCGAGCUGCAGUGCCCGCGAUGCCUCACCAUGUACGAUGAAAAACACACGGACGAGUACCUGAACCACUGGGAGGAGUGCGCCAGACUCUGAACUCCGCACAUUUCACACUCACACGAGACAAGAUGCACUACAGAAACGUCUGGAAGACGUGUCAAAGGUACAAAUAUGGAGCGAGAGAAAACGGACAACAGACCUUUUUGUUCUUGUUGCUUGAACAGAGUUAAAGCCAAGUUGUACGACCUUCACGUCCGGAUGGGAAUAAAUCCUCAGACUGGAACUUUUUUUAAUUUAAUUUAAUUUUUUUUUAAUCAGCCAUUUUAGGGAUUUAUUACAACCCUGGAACAGGAAUUGAAACAGGAACGCUCAGAGAAACUGACCUCUGACUUAAAAUGGGUCAUUCCUGAUUCAUAGAAUCAUCAGUCAUGGGGUCCAAAUAUAUAUAUAUAUAUAUAUAUAUAUAUAUAUAUAUAUAUAUAUAUAUAUAUAUAUAUAUAUAUAUACACACACACACACACACCACAGCACUACUCAAUGCUCCAUUCUGAUUGGUCGAAAGGUGCUGACUAAAUUGAUAUAACAGCAGCUCUGACAGGAAGUUCUGACUGCGAGGCAAAUCACAGGUUUAUAUUAACGUGCUCGCUCUGAGAUGUUAUCGUAACAAAGUUCUCACGUCAUAAAAAACACGCACGAGGAAUAGUUACCCGGACAUUUAUCCAAAGACUCUCGAGCGUCAGAUCUUCGCAAUAGUCAGAGGACGUCGAGCUCGAUCUCUUUUAUCAUCGCAAGCUGCGUACGUUCGACGUAUUAGCCGCAAGCGAGAGGCGAAAAAAAAAGCUAAUCUGGCGAAGGUUCGCCGCUAUAACGUAAGCGUCAACAAGAACUUGUUUCACGGACGUUCCGCAAAAUGAAAACGCAAAUAUAAACGGAUUGAAAAAAUAAAUAAAUAAAUGGAGUUCGUUAAUAAGUUGAGUUGGAAAAUUGCUGUGGUAUAAAAGGAAUAAACCACUCUGUAACGUUAUUGGAAAGUAAUCAGCUUCAUGGUGGGGUCAGAAACUGGACCUCGUCACACCAUCAUGUUGCUGAUUAUUUUCCUAUAACAGCACACACCCAAGUGUUUUAUUUCUUACACAUGUACUGCCAUCUUACUGCAAAUGUAGUGACCUAUCCCUAACUGAUAUAUAUAUAUAUUCCUUUUUUUUUUUUAAAUAUGGGACGCUUAAUUAUAUAAUUAAUAUUUAUAUGUUUUCUAUGUAUAAUUAAAGCCUUUUUUUUUUCUUCUGGCUUGUUGAAUCAACAAACAAUUUUGAACUGAUUUCUCUACCAAGUGCAAAAAGCUCAUUUUAUUUGAGCUUAUUAUUAUUAUUAUUAUUAUUAUUAUUAUUAUUAUUUCUAUAUAGCAGUCAGAUUUCUACAAUCCAGACUCGGUUGCUUGAUAUACCUCAGUGAGUGUCUUUUUGUGGAUUUUUGAACUUACAGCACUUUCAUUUGAACUUUUUUUUUUUUUUUUUUUUUUCCUUCGUGAAAAAUGUACCUAAUGUAAAAUAAUUACAUUGAAUACUUUUUAAAAUAUAUAUUAUACAUAAGCUUUUCAUAAAGGUAAAAGUAUAAAACAUUCAUAUAUUUCACUGUCAUGGUGCUAUUUUAUUAUUUUUUAAAAAUAUUUUGAAUUGAUAUCAUUUUGUGUGGUGUUGUACAGUAUAUUAUGUAAGGAAAUUUGAUAUAUAUACUUAAAGUAAAUUGUGAUUAUUAUAUAAAGUAAGAGUGUAUAGAGCACAGGAAUGGCUUACGGUGUUAUUAAUCGCUUAUGUAAUCUGAAACGCACGUCUUCAAAAACGUGUGCUCAGUGAAGUAAGUGGUAGCGUUGCCGUGCAGCGUUGAUCACUGUCAGACUCGGAGGCGUCGUUUUGACUGUUAGGUACUUGCCAUUUGAUCGCCUCUACAGUCGAAAAACAUUUCAUUCUAGUUCUAAGUAAGAAAGGAAGUUCCCUACAUCCUGGUAAGAUGAGACAUGAAAGCGUCGAGUCUCAGUCUGUGUAACACGACGGCCCACAAUUUCAACAUGUUUGAAGCUAACAUAUCAACAGACAUCAAAUAAUAUCUUCGUGUGUGUGUGUGUGUGGGGGGGGGGGAAUAGGGAACGGAAGAAUAAGGAAGAGAAUGUGACCGUGUCGAAAAGGUUUUUUUUUUUUUUUUUGUAAUAAAAGGUUUUUCAGAAA